Molecule: messenger RNA, 2575 nt
Organism: Leptomonas pyrrhocoris
Lineage: Eukaryota; Euglenozoa; Kinetoplastea; Trypanosomatida; Trypanosomatidae
Exons: 1
Coding region: 656-2575 (639 amino acids)
Cellular component (GO): membrane
Source: RefSeq, a predicted model, not a curated record
AGUAAAGCACCAGUAAAUAAAAUCGCCUCACAACCUUUGCUUUCCCAUCAUUCUCCCUUUUCUUUGCUCGCUCUUUCGUUCAGAGCCACACAGAGUAUUUUUCUGUUUCUUCAUUUCCCACGCCCUUUUUUUUGUUCUACAGAAGAAAAAAAAUAUCGGAAGAAACAAAGACGGUCUUACUUGAAACACACACACACACCCAUAUCCACCCACAUUGCUGAACUCCAUUACUCUCCGCAGUCUCCGCGUUUCCGGCUUUCUGCUAUUACCGAAUCUAUUGUGACUUUAAGGAACCCGAUCUAUAUAUAUAUUUCGAAGGAGUGCCAUCGUUCUUUGUUUCCCUCGUUUCUGCGUAUUUCUCCUCUUUUUUUCCUCCGCGCGCGAAAAACACCGCUGUUGCGCAUUGUGUUCACUGUACCGAGAAAAGGAAGUGGAAGAGAAGUAAUAAGAAAAGAAUCCACAAGUGCGUGCGCUACAACUUUGUCGACUCCGUUCGCUGGUACGCACGUCAGCUUUCCUCUUCUUGCUGCUUCUUCUUGCUCUCUCCCCCCUCCUCUUUUUUAUUAAUUCCCCAGCUGCGAUCCAUCACGCACACGCGCACGUUCUCGCCGUUGCUUCCUUUCCGCUGUUCUCCCACCCGCCGUUCGCCGACAGGAUGACACGUACCAGCGAACCUGACUGUGCCGAGAAGCCGGUCCGGAAGGAUGCGCACCAGCUUAGUGACACCGAUGGCAGCGAAAGCACGCACAAUGUCAUUCGAUUGGACCUGCACAACCAGAAGCCGGUCAGCGAAUCACGCCGCUUUGCUUUGAUGACGCUGGCGUGCUUUGCCAUGAUCUGCGCGUCCACGUCGUACUCCUUCAACCUCUUCAGUGUGGCGCUGCAGACGAAGUACAACUACGACUCGCGCCAGAUGUCGUCCAUCAACACGGUUGGCAUGGUGUUCUGCUACUUCUUGUUGCCGUAUGGGUUCACCUACGACUAUCUCGGGCCGCUGCCGGUAUACGUACUGGCGUGCGUGCUGGCACCGCUCGGUCAGCUGCUGAUGGGCCUGACGUUCCAGGGCGUUGUGACCGGCAGCGUUGUGCGCUUCUGCGUGUUCAACGCGCUGCUGAGCCUGGGCAGCCAGCUGUUCGACCUGGCAACGGUAGUGACGCUAUUGAGCAUCUUCCCGACGAAGCGCGGCUGGGUGAUCGCGCUGCUGAAGACGCUGAUGGGGCUGGGCUCCGCGAUCAUCGGGUCGAUCCGCGUCGGCUUCUUCCCGAACACGCCCGCGAACUACUUCUACUUCCUGAUGGCAAUGGUGGUGGUGGUCGGCGUGAUGUGCGUGGUGUUUGUGCGGCUACCGUCGUACCACCUGACCGGCUACGAGCAGCGCCACCUGAGCCAAGAGGAGAAGCAGGUACGUGGGGCGGGGGUCGCGGCGUACCUCGUGAAGGAGCCGCCGAUGUGGCGCUUCUACUUCGGCAUCGCACUGAUUCUUGUGCUGGUGGUGUACCUGCCGGCGACGAGCGCUGUGUCCGCCUUCGUGAAGCUGCCCGCGUCGGGGCCGCAGACCUUUGCGAUCAUUACGGUGGUGCUGUCGUGUUGCUUCCUUGUGAUGAUGGCGCCGUGCCCGUGGCUGGACCGCCGUACGACAAAGAAGACGGCUGCCGCGCAGGCCGUGGAGGCGGGGGCGGAGAUGGCUGACGGGGCCGACGAAGACUCAACGCGCAAUGAGGUGCUGACGGACAUCGACUACAUCGCGCCUGCGUACCAGACGACGUUCCUGCAGAGCUGCUGCACGGUGCGGCUGUGGUGCAUCUUCUGGACGAUGUUCUGCGGCGUCGGCUCCGAGUUCGUGAUCAUCUUCAACGCGUCGACGGUCUUCCAGGCGCUGACGGAGACGGAGAACCUGGACACGACGGUGUCGGCGCUGCUGACGGUGCUGAACGGUGCGGGCAGUGCUGUGGGUCGUCUGCUGAUGUCUGUGUUCGAGGCGUACACGCAGAAGCGCAAGGCGGAGGACCGCAUCCCCAUCACGUACGCCUUCUUUGUGCCGACGGCACUGAUUAUCGUCUCGAUCGUGCUGUUCCUGGUGUUGCCGGGUCGCUCCCUGCUGCUCGCCUUCGCGAUUGCUGCGCUGGGCAACGGCUUCUGCGCAAGCAUCACGAUCUUGGUUCUGCGCACCAUCUACGCGAAGGAUGCGGCGAAGCACUACAACUUCGGCUAUAACGCGCUGUGGCUGUCGGCCAUCCUGCUGAACCGCCUGCUCUUUGGUGAGUGGAUCGCAUCGCGGGCGGAGAAGCAGGGGGUGAAGAAGUGUCUGGGCCGCGGCUGUGUGCUGAUGCCGAUGCUUGUGAUGAUGGGCCUGAACGUGACGGCGAUGCUGUCGGACGUGUACGUGCACUUCAGCUACGUGCGCUUCUCUCGCAAGGUGCUGGCGGAGCGCCGCCGCAUCAAGGAAGAGGCAGCCAACGUGGAGCCGGUCAGCGUGGGGAAGGAGAUGGUGGUGGUGACGGGUGAGCUGACGGCUGUACAGGACGAUAGCGAGAACCUCCGCGAUUCACUCGACAGCCCGAGGCAGGGUGCGUAA